UGUAAAUAAAAUAUAAAAAGAGUCAUGAAAAUAUUAUUUUUGUCUACUAAAUUAAUAAAAAAACAUUAGAAAAUCGCGAUAACAUAUAUUCUCAUUUCAGAGUUAUGCUAUGUUGAAAAUUCUUUAUAAAUGUAAUUUUUUUUUAAAUCAGUGGGCUUAUAUCCAAAUUUUGAUUACAAUUUUAUAUAAAUUAUUGAACACAUAAUAAAAUUAAAUCAUGACGACCAAAGGAGUCUGUAAUACACGUUGUCAAGCAUUUCAUACUGAAAUGAUAAAAAAAGAGGAAAACACACGUAUUAACUGGUUUUUGAAAAACCAACAGAAAUUAUUGGAUCAUUUAGAAAAAGUAACAAAAGUUGAAUUGCCGCCGAAAUAUGAACCAGAGAAAAAACCAAGCAUAGGCAUUAUACAUUUAAAACCCUUACCAAAUUGGAGACCUCUCGAACCUGAUGGUUCUAUCAAUAUGAAUAUAAUGAAACCAAUUGAUCCACAAACGAGAGCCAUGUUAUUUGAAGACGCUCCAAGCUUUAUCACCAAUGAAAAUUAUACUUAUAAAAGAUUAAAAGAUCUUCCAGAAAGUCGUUAUUACUAUCCGGAAUGUACAAAUUGGAUAUAUGGAUGGCAUCUAUCAGAUUAUCCACCAAUUCCACGAAGUAAAGUUUCACACACAUUUGUUAUGAUGCGUGAAUUUUAUCAUCCAAAAAUAUCAAGUCUUCAUAAAGAUCCAGAAUGGUAUCGUCCUUCAAGAAGAUUAACAUUUGUAUGCGAUGAAAUUAAUUAAUUAUAAAUAUAAAUAUAUUUAUUAAAUAAAAUUUUCAUCAGUAUUAAAUAAAAAUUUCAAUCAGGUAUAUUUUUUAUUAAAGUUUUAUAAAAAUUAUUUAUCAGCUAU
Apis laboriosa (Himalayan honeybee) is the source of this 889-nucleotide messenger RNA. RefSeq names its product protein ATP6V1FNB-like. The record is from RefSeq and is a predicted model, not a curated record. Lineage: Eukaryota; Metazoa; Arthropoda; Insecta; Hymenoptera; Apidae. The transcript has 3 exons. Bases 218 to 781 code for a protein of 187 amino acids.